Messenger RNA from Caenorhabditis bovis, 237 nucleotides. The record is from the annotation of a GenBank genome assembly. NCBI's taxonomy places the organism in Eukaryota, Metazoa, Nematoda, Chromadorea, Rhabditida, Rhabditidae.
AUGCUGAAAUCAUCGAAAUCAAUUUCGCUGGAAGACCUCGCACAAUUCGACGAUCCCGUCGAGAAGGUCGCCAUCGGACGAUUCCGUUGGUGGAUAUGCGGCAUUGUCACCGGUCUGCUCACGCUCGUCCAGGCCAACGUGCACGUCUACAACUUCACCGUUCUCAGUAUGCAGGAAGAGCAGAAGCGAUUCGUCAAUGGUGGCAGCAUCGUGUUGUCAAGCAUGUCAAGAGCAUGA